Messenger RNA from Condylostylus longicornis, 615 nucleotides. RefSeq lists its product as uncharacterized. The transcript is spliced from 5 exons. The coding region runs from base 1 to 615 and encodes 204 amino acids. The record is from RefSeq and is a predicted model, not a curated record. Gene Ontology annotation, molecular function: zinc ion binding. NCBI's taxonomy places the organism in Eukaryota, Metazoa, Arthropoda, Insecta, Diptera, Dolichopodidae.
AUGGAACCAACCGAGGUUGAUCUUAUUUUGCAGGAGUUCAUUACUCCAUACAACGCUGUGGUAACGGACUGUCAGACAGUUGUUCCACCAAAACGCAAAAGAAUGAAGCUGCACCAUGAGCAACAACAACAAUCACAACAACCACAGCAACAACCACAACAGCAACAACAACACCAACAAUCACAAUCGGAACUAUUGUUUAUUAACGCGUUUAAUGAACAGCAAAAUUUUUUUUCAAAAAAAUAUAUAACUGUUUCCGAAAUGGAAACAGAUAAAAUCUACGCCUUAAAUGGCAAUAAAUUCGAAGAAUGUAAAUCAAAAUCACCUGCACCUCCACCAUUUAUGCAUCAAGCAGCUGGAGCAGACUUUCAACCAUUGGAUCAAAGUUCGGUUAUUGUUGAUUGUAAUGAUUGCGGCUCAAAAAUGCCUUCAAGAGUAUUUUAUGAAGACGGAUUUAAAACUCACAUAUCUGCUUUAGUGAUGUGUUUUUUAGGGCUAUGGUGUUGUGCUCCGUUACCAUAUUAUCUAAAAGGCUGUAGAACAGCAAACCAUUAUUGUGGAAAUUGUGACAAUUAUCUAGGAAAUUAUCCAAUUAAAUAUAUGAUGACUGGAUAA